AUGUUAUCGGAGAUACCAAAAUGUCAGUUAUCAAUGGAAGAAAUGUUUUCUGUUGUAUGGAAUAACAACGAUAGUAAUGUUUUGGCAUCAGAUGACUUCACUCUUGUGUGGUUUAAUGAUAAUAUUAAUUAUGGAGCUCAAUGGCAUGAAACAACUGUUCGUUUACGUCAAAUUAUUAAUCAUUUAGAAGUGUUCGAAAACCUGAAUGACUGUGUCAAUUAUUUAUCGUCUAUUGACCAUGAAAAAUUAUUUUUGAUUAUAUCCAGCAUAUCGCUAAAUAAAGAGGGUUUGUUAGACUUAAUAAACCAGUGUUCAGAAACUGUUCGAAUUUAUUUACUAUCUAAUACAGAAAGCAUUGAUUCUUCACGUACCCAAAUAAGUUGUGACAAUAAAGAGAAACUAAUAGAUAAACUUUCGGAAGACGUUAAAAUGAGCAGAGAACUAUUAUCAACAAGUAUAAUCGACUCUAAUGUAGAAGGCGAGUCGACACAUAAUGUUCAUACAAAACAAAUUUUAUUUAAAUGUUUUGAGUUAUUAAUUGAAAUUGUACGUCGUUCACCGCUGCCUCCAGAUAUUAAAAAGCUAAAGCUGCUUGAAUAUUGUCGAUCAGAAUACAAACAUAAUCCAAUCGAAUUACAAAAAAUUGACGAAUUUGAACAAGAAUACAGUUCAGACAAAGCAAUUGUUUGGUACUCACGCGAUUGCUGCCUAAAUGAUUUAUUGAACAGAGCACUUUUGACGAUUAAUAUUGAUGUUAUAAUCUGCGCAAAUUAUUUGACCGUAUAUCGUGGACAUUUGGCACCUCCCAAUGAAUUAAAAAUAUUGAAACGCAAUAUAGGUGGCUUGGUAGUGAAAAAGUCAUAUUGGACAACAACGUUGAACCGGAAUGUAGCUCUAAUGUUUGCUGGAGAUGGUCCGCAUCAUCAUCCAUCUACAGAAUCGAUUUUGUAUGUGGUCGAUCUCGAUGUGAGUCAUACAACUAGAAAACCGGUUGCCAAUAUUAAACAGGCAGGAUAUUAUCGAGAUGACGAUGAAGUACUUAUUUCGAUCAACACCAUAUUUCGAAUUGACUCAGUAGAACUAGAUCCAGACUAUAAUAUUUGGAUUGUGCAUUUAACAUCAUGUGAUGAUGAAUAUCAAGCUACAAAACAACAGAACGAUUAUUUUGAUAUUGUUUUACUAGAACUAACUGAAAUUUUACGUCAUAUGUCACCAAACACAGACAUGGUUAAUGAAAUAAUUCUAAAACGAUGUCGAUUAUACUGUAAAGAUAACCCACGCGAAUUAGCGAAAAUUAAUGAAUUUGAAAUGAAGUAUCGUUCAGACGAUGCUGUAAGAUGGUAUACAAAGGACUCAUUCUUGUAUCGAUUAUUAAAUAUUGCAUUACGAACAAAUGAUGUGAGCAUCAUAGUUGAUUUACGUUGUUUCAUAAUUGGCCUUUAUGACCAGCUACUAAAAAUCCACGUUGAUUUUGUUCGAACAUUAGCACCAAAUCAGAAAAACGUGACUGUUUAUCGAGGACAACUAAUGACCCUCAAAGAAUUAAGUCGAUUGAAGCGUCAUAUUGGUGGUUAUAUUUUGAUUAAAACAUUCUUCUCAGCAACAACAUUGUCUCAAGUUGCUCUUAUUUAUAGUGGAAAUGGGUCCCAACGUCCCCUAUAUGAAUCAGUCUUAUAUGUCAUAGAUCUUGACAUAAGUGAUCGUACACUUUUAAAACAACCCUUCGCUAAUAUUGCACUACUCAGUCAAAUUCUGGAUGAAAAUGAGAUAUUAUUUCCAUUGCAAACAAUAUUUAAGAUUAUUUCUGUUAAAAAAUAUACUGAUGAUUUGUGGAUUGUACAUUUAGUUCUAGGUACAAAUGACAAAGAAAUAGAUAUAAUUCAAAAAUAUCUCAAAAUAAUAUUAUUGCCAAUCGAACACUAUAACUAUUCACCGCCACUAACACCACCACCAUCUCCAUAA
Messenger RNA from Didymodactylos carnosus, 1962 nucleotides. The record is from the annotation of a GenBank genome assembly. Lineage: Eukaryota; Metazoa; Rotifera; Eurotatoria; Philodinida; Philodinidae.